Panicum virgatum (switchgrass) is the source of this 2280-nucleotide messenger RNA. Its product is annotated as probable protein phosphatase 2C 42. Gene Ontology annotation, biological process: protein dephosphorylation. The record is from RefSeq and is a predicted model, not a curated record. Lineage: Eukaryota; Viridiplantae; Streptophyta; Magnoliopsida; Poales; Poaceae. The transcript is spliced from 13 exons. Bases 566 to 1978 code for a protein of 470 amino acids. Gene Ontology annotation, molecular function: protein serine/threonine phosphatase activity; cation binding.
UCAUGAUACACAAGACUAGAUGGAGUUUUCUUGCCUUGUUACUACAAAUUUCUUGGCAAAGGGUCGUGUGUAUUGUCCCCUUGGUAUGCAUUACGUAGGCAUUAUAUCCAUUUAAAUUCUCUAGAAAUAAAAUAUGCAUGUUGCUGUUUUCACUUCAUUAAGAUAGAGUGCCUGGACGAUUAGUUUGUUAUUGGGCAUGCUGAAGUACCGGUCCUCGAAUUUCACAUGAGUUUGAAUUCUUCUUUGGCAUUGGUAAUUUGUAUUGUGGUUUAGGUUUGGGGAUCAUUGUAUUUUGUCGCGAAAUAAUAGUUCACUUCAUUUCUUGAUUAUCUAUUUUUACUUUUCUGCCGCAGAAUACUACUGUGUUAUGUACAACAGUAUAUUCUAGUUUUAGCUAGUAUUUGAGAAAAAAACUAUUUAGCUACUGGAUUUCUACUUUUAAUCUCAUCAAUUCUUCCUGUUAUAAUGGGUGAUCUGUAAUAGUGUAAUGCGAUGUCAGUUUAUUCAUUAAUUUUCUUGAUACAGAUUUUUAAGAUUUUUUUUCCAGAUACUCUUGUGUCGCAGGAUGUCAGGCUUCACUAUGGCACUCGCCAUGCCAGCGACAUUAAAAUGUACCAAAACUGGUGAAAAUAAAAGACUCAAGUAUGCUGUAUCAGCAAUACAAGGAUAUUGUGAAAACAUGGAGGACUCUCAUACCAUAGCAGAAGAUAUUGAUACAAAUACACUCUUCUUUGGUGUUUAUGAUGGCCAUGGAGGGCCUGCUGUUGCAAAGUUUUGUGCCAAACAUCUACACACUGAGCUUCUCAAUCAUCGAGGGUUUCAUGAUAGUCUCGCUUCUGCAAUUGAGAGAACUUUCUUCAGAAUUGAUGUUAUGCUGAGGGAUAGGAAUUUUGAAAAGGAGUUAUCCAAGUAUGGAGGUAACAGGCACUGGAGAAAAUUUAAAAAGGAUCUUUGCAUGAGCCACAUCUUGCCAUGCUUUGUACAGCGACCUCCCUAUAAAGGACCACUAGUUGAUGGAUGCACCGCAUGUGUUGCUCUGAUUAGGGGCAACCAAAUUAUAAUUGGAAAUGCUGGUGAUUCACGUUGUGUACUCUCAAGAAAUGGCCAGGCUAUCGCUUUAUCCACAGAUCAUAGACCGUGCAUUCCAGCUGAAAGGCAGCGAAUUGACAAAGCAAGAAAUGCAACUGUAAUUAAUCGAGUUAGAGGCAAUGCCCCUCAAAUUGAUGAUGGAAAGACUUCGAGAUCUAUAGGUGACCUUAAAUGCAAGCAGAGUAUCAGCUUGUUUCCCCAGGAUCAAAUAUUGAUUCCUUUUCCAGAAGUGCACUCUGAAACAAUAACCGAAGACUCUGAAUUUCUUGUCAUAGCAUGUAGUGAAUUCUGGGAUUUAAUGACAAACCAACAGGCAGUUGAUUAUAUUAAGACAUACUUAAAAGCUGGUGUUGACCUGAGUUACAUCUGCAAGUCGCUGCUAUUAUACUAUGAAAGACAUCAAAAAGGGGGAAAGAACAUGACCAUCGUGAUCGUUGUGUUCAAGAAGCCCGCCAAAGCCCAUCCCGUGCUCCCACCUGCCACUGGCCAAGAAACUGCAAGAACACAGGGCCAUCUGUCCAAGAUUGCUGAAGUGAUGAAAAUUGUUAAUGAUACAAUGAAAGCUCCAGAGUUGGCUGCUACGAUACAAGAAUUUAUCAAAGAAAUGGCGAAGGAUGGUAAGAUGGAAGAGAUGGUGAGUGUUGAUUCAGCUUUGGACUCUGAGGACAUGAAAAAGGAAAUUGAGGAGGUCGACAAGGUUCUUGCUUCGGUAAUAGGGGAGACUGCAUCCCAGCUACCAGAUGCUGCCAGGACACAGAAGAUACAACAAGCUUCAACAAACAAGGUUGUUCCAGAAGAGCGACAAGCUCUUGCUGAGGAUGUUGAUGACGACGCUGAUUUCCGAGAGGAGAUAACUGCCCGGCUUGCAGCCCUGAGGUGUCUAACCUGAGGCGUCUAACCUGCAGAGUCCAUGGACUACGAUAUAUUACAACAAAACCGUUGUAUGGUAAAUUGGGUUGAUGAGUGAUGAUGGUUGUUUCCCCCUCACUUGACCCGGCAAGGUAUUGUUUGCACAGUAAGCAAUGUGAUGUGGAGCGACUUGCUGAUUUGAUCUGCGAAUUAAGAUUUAGCACCAGAAAAAAAAAUGAAUAAUGGUUUGUCUACUCUUCAGUAUAUCACGUUCUCACGUGUACAGAAACCAUGCGAACACAGCAACGAGCUGCCAAGAUUCGGUCCCCAGCAUUUUGUUCA